This is a messenger RNA of Aaosphaeria arxii CBS 175.79, 9879 nucleotides long. RefSeq lists its product as uncharacterized. The record is from RefSeq and is a predicted model, not a curated record. The coding region runs from base 377 to 9595 and encodes 3072 amino acids. Lineage: Eukaryota; Fungi; Ascomycota; Dothideomycetes; Pleosporales. The transcript has 10 exons.
UCUCUCUAUAUCCUUGACCACGCUCUCUCAUAGCUCCCGACCUACCUUUUCCCUCUGUCCUACUCUCUCCGCUAUCUCUAUCCUUCUAUCUCUCUUCUUUACCUCUGAUCACGGUGGACCGCUCGCGUUCGGCUUGCUCUGCUUGGCCUGCCAAUUCACCUUUCCCUCUCAUCACAGCUCAGGCUUGCGUUGAUCAGUCCAGUUCACUCACUCUUCAUUCCUAUCCAAUUCCUACGAAUCGCGACCGUUAUCACACGCAAAAGCGCCUUCACGUUGCCUGAAAGAACCCACGAUACCCAGAAGUCGAGCUUGAAGACCAUCCUUUCACGGUUUAGGCUACUUCGCCCCGAGACUGAGCGAGCUCUCCCCCAUCAUCAUGGCUACGGAGAAGCCCAGGAAGCUUUCGGCAGCAGCCUUGAAUUAUCUCAUACACCACGCUGUUCUCCCACCCAAAUUACCGCAAGGGAGUGAUCGCUCAGAGAAUGAGCAUGAGCAAGCGUUAUUUGACGUUCUCCUCCAAGCUCUUAGCACGUUUCGCGGACAUCUGGAUUCUCCGCAAGACCAACUUCAGAUUCACUCUACAUACAACAUGGUCCGGAGUUGCAAAAGCCUCCGAGAGGGUAGCGGAAAUGUAAACGAAGCACGUUUACGGCUUGCCAUUACCCAACUGAAGUCUGACAACGAUAUCCAUCUAAUACCGAUAGAGGUGAAAUCCCAAAACGCUGGAUUGCUUGUUCGGCGGUACGCCGAUACUAUCGAGUUCCACACGUUUGAGCUCUCACCAGCGGACAAGGCCGUGACAAGUACUUCGGGACGCCUGCGCCGGUCAUUUCCGGCGCGAGCUUCUCAAGUCUCACUAAAUCAAAUUUGUGACCCUGAUCUAGCAGCCGCACUUGCACAUACGGUAUCCACGCUCUGCUCUCAAUUCGUUCCAUCCCUUACAUGGAAAGCCGAGUUGACUGGGGACCAGCCUGAAAAGGACAUGGAUAUCAAUCGUUCUGGUCUCGUGACACACUACCACUCCGCACUCAUUUCAGCUCUCGGUAAACCAGUCGAAUCGUCUUUGAUCUGGAAGAACACGCACCAGGAAGUAUUGUCACUCGAUUCUAGGAGCACUUGGCGGCGUUCAUCGCUCUAUCUUCUUCUACGUGUUUCAAUGCAAUUGAACCUAUCCAUUUUCUCCAUCAGAUCCGGUGGUAGCGCCUUAUACAAACCCGUCACAUGUUUCUUUCUUUCUAAAACACUUCGUCUUGCGCUUGACCCAAAGAAUAGUGUAGACUGCGAGGUUAUCUACGCUGUUCUAAUGAAGCUGUCGCGGCGCCUUCAAAAGCUCUUACCAUCAUUUUUGGCGGCACAACAGUACUUGGACAAGAAGUGGCAGUCUAUCAGACGCGAUUGUUCACUAAGCAUCGACAUCUUGUCCUUGCGGGAUCUCAGGCCUCACAAAGAUGUCUUAGUAAAUCUGCCCGAUCUCGAGAGGUUCAUCGGAUCUCUGGAUCUAGGAAAAGGAACGGCAAACAUUGCAAGUUUUCAUCCACCUACUAGUUUGGUCCAAUUUGCUGCAUGCCAGCUACCCUCGAAUAUCGAUGCGAGUAGCGACUCUCUAUACUUCAAUCUAGCGGCCGUGGAGAUGUGGGUAGAACGCGAGCUUUGCUCGUGGAUUCAGAGUAAUUGGGGAGCCACGGAUACUUGCCGUCGGCUGUUUGAUCUCACACUGCGUUAUUUUACAUUAUGUCAGAAGGCCUACGCCAGCAAUCCCAGCUCACUUUCCAUUAUGUACUUGACCAUCUUAGACCUAUGGAUCGCGAUAGAUAAAUCGGCCUGCCAUCUCUACCCAUUACUCGAAAAAUAUACUCCGGAAAUACCACUGGAACCCCUUCGGGCGCUGCUCCUGCCUUUAAAGCAACAAUUGCACAGGCUUGCAUACGCGGAGGUAUAUAUCAAAACCCGAAUCAAAGUUGGUCGCCCCCGUUACCAGCCUUGGCGCAACUUCGGUCAACGUGCUUCUUGCUUCGCUGCCCAAUACUUCGAAGAAUCGGUCGAGCUUCAAUCUCUGUACGGGAGUAUCCUUGAAGAUGAAAACAGGCAAAGAGAAGCAAAAGUUAUUGAGCUGGUUUCUAAACAAGAGGAAUACCGAGCGCUCAUCUUAGAAUACGAAUGCAUGGAUUGUACAUAUACAAAGGAGGAGCGUUUUGAACCUACGACGUCGGAGUAUAUCACAGAACGCGGACACGACCCGUCUUGCGAGAAAUGUCGAUGCAAGGCAAAGGCCGAUGACAUAACGAUAGAGUUUUUUGAAGCGCCCUUACCCUCCAAUGAAACAAAGGCCAAAUGUGUCAUUUUCGAAAUGCAAGUGCCCGAGGCAUUUCAGGCAUGGCGUUCAGCAACUGUCUUCCUCCACCGCGAUGUUUUGGGGUACAACUACAAGGCUGGCACCAAUUGCAAAUCGCCUUGCACUCUACAUAGCGACCCGUCCUUGUCACGAUUCGUCACCUUUGAAGUGUACUCCAACGACCGGAUCGUUCUUGCAUCGGCUACUAGGCCUCGAUCAGCGUCUCAAGAAGGAAACAAGGCAAGCGGCGACAGUAUCCUAAGCCUAUCUAAAGAGGAUAUCUGCUUCGAGAGUGGUCUUGAAUAUGAAUACUUUGACAGCAAAGACCAGGUUUUUACGGUUGAUUACAAUUCUACUGAUCAUCUGUCGGAUCAGUGUUUGUAUCAGCUCCCACAUCGUUCCAUUCAAUUACAGCAAUUCCUGGCAAGAACAUCAUCUAAUCCUGAUGGAGUCCCCCCUAACAAUGUGAUUGCCACUCAGUCCAAGACCCUAGAGCACAUAUUACCCGACGAGUAUCGUGCUUUUGGGACAAUUCCGCUUGGUGGAAACCUUCAAUACAGUAACAUUCUUACUCAAUUAUCAAUGCCAGCGCUGGAUUUUGCGAAAGAAGAAGCUCAAUUGCUUAUCAUGCAGACGAUUCAUCAAGCCGGAUGCCCGUCUAUGCAAGACUCACCUGAACGGAUCAAUCAUCUCCAGCUUACUGAUAGAAGAUGCGCACUUGAUCAGGUGAAGGAAAAUUGGGAAUCCUGGAGAUCGGUCGCAAGCUUUGUACAGCUCACCAACCGACUUAUUUCCUGUUGUGAUUCAGCAGAAGUCAUGCAAAGUUGCUUGACAUUCCUCAGAGAAGGAUCCCUAUCAACGCCUAUCGAUGAGGAAGAAUCCAAAACUUUCAUGAAAUUGAUUGAAAUUGGUUUGGUCGGUACAAGUACAUUUGAUAUCGGCCAACCUGAGCUCAAGACCGUACUUUUCGACCCCGCAGAAUGCGCCAUAUUUCUGCAAUGCUCCAUGACCAUCCAGCGAAACAAGGCAUCAAAAUCAAGCUGCAGCUCUGCUCUCCAUGAUAUAAUGAUUCAGUCUUGGCAGAAACUUAUGUUCCGUGCCUUGCCGAUUGCACAGAAUGUGUGCUGCAGCACGACAGCCUUAGAUUCAGCGAUUUCUGUAACGUGGCAUCAGUUUUCCGCGAAAGGUACGUGGAAGGUACUGAGUAGCCAACAACAACACUGGCUGUCUAAUACGGCUUCUACAAGCUUUGGUUCUUCUACAACAGUCCUAAUUCAUUUCAAUCUUUUGACAGCCGAGCUACUCGUGAAUGGUGUUCCCUUCUCGAAGCUGCCCGUAGAUUAUAGGACACACCCGACAUAUAAACUGCUAUUCAACAGUACCUCUCUCGAUGUGGUCCCUUCCAUAUCUCCGGAGUUUAGCUUUUCUACGAUCCGGUCGUAUCACGACUACCAAAUCCAUUUCGAGAAAGAAGGGUCAAGUCUCUCCAUGAAGUUGGAGAUCGAGAAUCGAAGCUUUCAUCUUCUACCCUCUCGGCUGUUUCACCAGAACUUUCCAAAUACAUUUCUCACGAACUAUAUUCAUUGGUACGAUAAGCAGGCCAAUGUAGUAUAUUUCUGUCACCGUGAUUCCCCUUGGCCGAGCGAGCAAUCGAGGAGUUGGUGUUUAAACAAGCUUGAUUCACAGUGGAGCCUAUCAAAGGCAGGCAGAAAGAUGCUUGCACACACGUCUGAUACGACCCGUCGGUUGUGCAAUCUGCUCUCCGGAUUUGAGGAAAAGUCACAUAUACACACUUUGUUCAAUGCCGAUACACACACUAUCGAUGUCGAGCUGCCCAGACUACAGCUUUCCUUCUUCUACCGUGGAUUGGCCGUCGACCCUUGUCAGAGACUGGAAACUUUAGUAGGACUUACUACGAAGUUGGUAUUGAAGGAGGGCACGGUAACAUACUCAAGAACCGAUUCUCAUGUUUCUGUGUCCAUUACUCUUGGUCCAGGGGGCCACACUCACGCGUAUCACGUUGAUGAGAGCAUUGGUCGUUUACUGGACGACGGCAGUUUGCAUAGUAAGAUCUAUCUAUGCUAUCUACAUGCCUUGACAUCAUAUUGUCUCCCUGAUCCAUUGACCGGGCAUACUGGCACCGAGGCGGCCUUGGAAAUAUUACGCUCAGGAUCGGUACGAUCAUUCGAGCGGCUUUCACGAUCAAAGACAACGCAUAUGCAGAAAAUUAUAUGGGACGAAAACCUUCCAUGUCUUUCUCAAAACUCUCUAUUCUACACCCAUGUGUCGACAAUUCUUAAUAUUGAGAGACAACGGCGGUCACUUUGUCAACAAGCGACGUCUGGGGAGAUCCCCUCUUUGAAAUUCGCUCAAAAGGACCUAAUACAACGAGACCUAUGGCGUACAGCCAUGUUCCAUGUUUACGCCUCUAGUGAGGAACAACGUUCAUUUAGCGCAGACACCUUCUAUGAUGGAAGCCAGACCGAUGGGAACAUCCGAAGUGAGGAAAGAUCGUACCAUGCCGCAAGUCUCAUUCUGGGUGAGAAGUGUGGUUCCGACAGAAAGCUAUCUACUGAAGCUCGAGCCGAUUUCAUCAGCAGAUAUUUCAACGAUGCUACCAUACAAGGACAUAAACGCAGUAUAAACAGUUCCGAGUUAAGGUACGAUGCGAGAUGGCUGGAAGACAUCACGGAGUGGAUCAGAAUGAAUUGCUUCAAUAAAUAUGGUAUGGCCAUGUGGCUGUCCUCGAUAGCUUUCGGAGUCGAAACAGACGAAGACACAAUUAGGAUCCUAGCACUGCUCUAUAGAUCAUCACGUAUACAGGCCAUCAAAGUUCCCCGGGCAGCGAAGUUCGAGAUGCCUAAGGGUACUGAAGCAGACCUCGACACACUAGUGUCACAUCUCAAGGGUGCUGCGGAACCAUUUUCAGAAGCUCGAUGGCCAGUUAGACGGAAACCGCAUGAAGUAGAGAAAAAUUAUCGGAAGCGUCGGACCAGGCUAUAUCGAAAUGCACAGAAUAGAUCUAUUGCUGCGCUGGCAGAGUUCUUCCUGGCGCUAUGGCCAAGCCCGAGUGUACAAAUUCCUGCUGAACAUGAAGCAAGGAAAUUCUUGGAUGCCAACAGAGCUAUCCUGAUCGUGCAAAGCCUGUUCCAGAAAUGGUCGGACAACAGCCGCCUGUCACAAUAUUUGGAUGAUGUUCUUACCGCUGCUGAGGAGGAGCCUGUCAUCGAAUUGCGAUCAUUUGACGUACCCAAAUCGCCCAAUAAAUCAGUACUCACAGAUCAGACACGCCGUAUUUGUGUGGCUGACAUCUUCCGGAGUGAUCCUUGCGAACUUGAGUUACCACCCCAAUUACGCAAGGUUGGUAUGAAAUACCACAAUGACAGUGUUGAGCUGCAUGUGCAGAAGCACUUCUCAUCGCUUUGUAAAGCUCUGGAAGUUCGUGCCGAAUCGGACUCCGAACGAGAGUUCGUAUCCUGUCUAGUUCAAGGGUUCACGAGUCUACACAAUAAUCGCUAUGAGAUUGCUCAUAUGAGCUCAUCAGAUAUCGAGUCCAUGCUUCGUCGUUAUCUUAAUGACUGUGAGAGAUACACCACUCACCUGUACAAUGAUAUGGCACGGACCGUUUCUUGCUCCCUUCAUUCUAAGGCUUAUUUCCUGGGUCUUCAGUCCACCUGGACACCUACGAAAUUGAGUGAACUAUACAGACCGUUGCUACCUCGUAUUUCUCCAGCGUUAUUCUUAAGACAGCUAAACAGGGAUAACUGGCACCGGUUAUCCAAAAAUUGGCAGUCAGUCAUUGUGCAGUAUGGCCUUGCCCUUACUGAAUACAAUCGUGCAGUAAGGAUGCUAGGUUUAGUUCGUGACCCGGUGGAUCUAGUUCAGGAGCUUCGAAACCCCGGCCAUGAGAAUUGGAAUCCAAUGAAACAACCGGAAAAUCUACUCCUCGAGGUGGAGAGCGGUAUCACGAUAAGACCCGUUCAGGAGGAGAUCGCGAUGCACAUGAGAGAACCCGAGACCGGACAAAAUACAAUCAUGCAAUUGAACAUGGGCGAAGGUAAAUCUUCUGUAAUUACCCCGCUCGUUGCACUUUCCGUGGCAGAUGGUACCAAGCUAGCAAGGGUGGUGGUCGCAAGACCGCAAUCCAAACAAAUGUUCGAGAUGUUGGUAUGCAAAGUCGGUGGUCUUUUGAACCGACGCGUAUACCACACGUCGUUUUCAAGGGCUCUGAAGCUUGACAAGGGUCAAGUUCGUCUGGUCCAGGAGAUACUACAAGACUGCAUUGAGAAUCGCGGCAUACUUCUCAUGCAGCCUGAACAUAUUCUCUCAUUCAAGCUGAUGGGUCUCGAGUGUCUGCUCAGCGAUAAAACGGAGAUUGGAGAAGCGCUAAUUGGCGUACAGCAUUUCCUAAACGAACAAUCUCGUGACAUUGUUGAUGAGAGUGACGAAAACUUUGGCGUUUACUUUGAGCUGAUAUAUACGGUCGGCGCGCCUGCGCCAAUAGAGUUCAGUCCCGAGCGAUGGUCCGUUCUUCAGGAAGUCAUGACCAUGGUCGCUGCAUGCGCUCACGAGGUCAAAAUGACAUUACCUUUGUCAAUAGAUGUGGACAGUCGACACAUUGAGAGAUUUCCGCAUAUCAGAAUUUUGAAGCAAGAUGCAAACUACAUGCUUAUGAAGAAAGUAGCAGUCAGGAUUCGCACCACAAACUUCACCGGGCUUCAUAUCACCCGACAAUCGGAAGCAGUGAGGAAUGCAGUCUAUAAUUACAUCACCGAACAAGAUGUCAGCGAAGAUGACGUCUCAGCUGUAGAGAACGAUGGCAUGUGGACUGAAUCAAUGAGAACAAUACUCCUUCUACUUAGGGGUCUCUUCGCGGGUGGAAUACUCCCGUUUGCUUUGGGAAACAAGCGCUGGAAAGUUCAAUACGGCCUUGACCCGGCUCUAGAUCCUCGAGCAAAAGUCGCUGUCCCAUAUCGCUCCAAGGACAAGCCGUCCCCUCGAUCGGAGUUUAGCCAUCCCGACGUGCUAAUUCUGCUCACAUUGCUAUCCUAUUAUUACGGAGGUCUAGAUGAUAAGAGACUCACUUUGGCUUUUGAACAUCUUUUUAAGUCUGAUCAAGCUGAUAGCGAGUAUGCAGCCUGGAUUGAUGGUGCUACGGCCAACAUGCUGCCGAGAGAGUAUCAUCGUAUAGGCAACAUCAACCUGAGGGACUCCCUCCGGUGUACACGACAAUUGUUCCCGGGACUUCGGUUUUCCAAAGGCGCCAUUGACUACUACUUAAAACAUAUCGUAUUCCCAAAGGAAUUAAAAGAGUAUCCUCACAAAUUGUCCGCGUCGGGAUGGGAUAUUGGCCAAGGGAAGGCCCACCCACUUACCGGGUUCAGCGGCACGAAUGACUCACGCCAUACUCUUCCAUUAAUGAUAAAGUAUCUGGAUAUAGAUCAACAAAAGCAUACGAAUGCUCUCAAUCUAGCAAACCUCUUGCAAGGAACGAAUUCGGUCGCUCUCAUCCCACCAAGGCCAACAAUGGUUCAAUCUGAUGCAGAGCAUCUUCUCGAUUUCAUCACGAGCAUGACACCGGCCGUACGCGUUAUUCUCGAUGUUGGUGCACAAAUACUUGAGCUUGACAACCUUGAGGUUGCGAAGAGAUGGAUUGAAAUGAGCGGGCUGAGCGAUGCUCAAGCCGUAAUCUUCUUCAACGAAAACGACCAACUCUGCGUUUGCGAUCGUCGGGGUAGAGUAGAAGAAUUACAAACUUCUACAUAUGCCCGACACUCUGAGCUUUGUCUUGUCUAUCUCGACGAGGCCCACACGAGAGGCACUGAUCUGAAGCUUCCCAGAAACUACCGCGCGGCAGUUACCUUGGGAGCCGGUCUUACGAAAGACAAGUUAGCACAAGCCUGUAUGAGAAUGAGGAAAUUAGGCAAGGGUCAGUCCGUGGCGUACUGUGUGCCUGAGGAGAUCCGGAUCAAGAUUCUGGAGAAAUUGGACAAAGCUCAAGAGAGCCAAAUAUCAGUGUCAGAUGUGCUCUGCUGGACCAUUCUAGAGACUUGGACGGACCUUCGAAGAAGCAUGCGAUUAUGGGCUGCUCAAGGCCAAAGGUUCUACCAUCAACAAUCUAUUCUCGACGUUGAAACCAUCACCAAGGAAGUAGUUGAGAAACUUCUGGAGAAAGAGGCAGCCUCCUUAGAAUAUCGCUACAAGCCUUUAACCUUGACACAACUACAAGAGCGGCAAUUUGAAGGUUGGGAUUUAGACGAUGACGACAUCUCCAAGAUCGUCAAACGCUGCCGGAAAUUUGGAGCUAUGAAUGUCUCUUUGAUGGACCUUCAAGAAGAACAAGAAAGAGAGUUAUACCCGGAAAUAGAGGCAGAGAGAGAAGUUGAAGAAGUGCUACAGAUUACAGAAGCUAAUCACCGCCUCGAUCGCAAUAUUGGGAACCUCGUCAGAACGGGUAGACUCAAGGCGACUCCAACGAUCAUACCAGCUUUCGAAACCCUCAAAGGAACAAGCAUAGCAAAAGAGUUCAACAUCCCAAAAUUCCCGGGAGGACUGUAUGUCACCUCUGAUUAUGCGCGGACCGUCAAGCUGCCCACAAGAUCCUACUCAGACCUAUAUCACCGCCCCAUCCAAUGGAUCAUCUCCGUUCCAGACCACCACGACACUUCUACGAUCCAAGGGCUUGUCAUCAUCAGCCCAUUCGAAGCAAAUUGUCUCUAUCCGUAUAUCCAAUCCCACGACAAGGUCACGCUCCAUCUGUAUUCGCCACGACAGAACCCAAGCUACCGACCACUGGAUCGUCUCGACCUCUAUAACGUUGGUCGCGAGUUCGAUCCGGACUCCGUGCCACGCAGCAUGACUCUCCAACUCAAUCUCUUCGCCGGGCAACUCUACCUCCGCUCGUACGAAGAGUACGUCGAGCUGUGCGACCAUCUGGGCUUGGCCCAUGCCGCCGCUGAAUACGAUCAAGAACUUUCUCCCGAUGGAUUCAUAACGAAUUCGACAGGGCACUGGGGAUUCACGAAGAGCCCCGUCGGGUUUCUGAAGGGCCUCUUCACGAAGAUUCGCAGGGACUGCCGGGGCAUUGAUAAGUCGCAUAUGGGAUUCAUUCUUGAGGGCGCUCAUUUAGAGGAGGACGAUUUUCCGCCCGUCGAUGAUGUCAAUGUCGAUGACAAUGUCGAGGUGGAGGCCGAGGCCAGGGUAAAAGUUGAGAAUAUGGAUAUUGAUGACGAGGAUUCACUAUUCGUACGUUUGGCUGGGUAAGGACUUGGUUGGGAUUGGUUGGAAUUGGUUCACGGAAUGAUUCACGAAAAGGUUGAACUUGGUUUAAGGAAAUUGGUUGGUUGCUUGGUUCCUUCAACACCUGCAUUAUUCAGCUUCUCUUCUCACCAGAGGACCAUUUUUCCUCAUUUCACCGAGGAGUUUUCAGGACGACGCACAUCAGGCCAUCCCGCCGUCCACAUACUUCAUAGUCACACGAGAGGAUUCCAUAUUUGCACGGGGCUUCUGCUUAUGCUUGCUGCCCCUCAACAGAAUCCCUCUCCUAU